Molecule: messenger RNA, 1206 nt
Organism: Enterobius vermicularis (human pinworm)
Lineage: Eukaryota; Metazoa; Nematoda; Chromadorea; Rhabditida; Oxyuridae
Source: the annotation of a GenBank genome assembly
AUGAGUAGACGAAGAAAUCCGCUUAAUCUAAGUAUACCGACGUCAACGGUUCAUGAAGUUGAUCAACAACGAGUGGAAUCUGAAAUGGAAUUGAGUACCUUUCCAAUGGAGGAACAGCUAAUGCAAAUGGCAUUAACCGAACCACAAAAACGACGAAUGCAAGAAUGGAUAAAAGAAAAAAAUUUGGUGCCGACCGACGGGCUGAAUGAAGAGAUGCUGGAAAAAAUUAGUGAUCUUGGACAUGGGAACGGUGGAGUAGUUCAUAAAGUAAUAUACAAACCAACGAGAGUGACGAUGGCUAGAAAAUUGGUACAUCUUGAAGUAAAACCUUCCGUACGGAAUCAAAUUCUAAAGGAGCUUGAUGUGUUAAACCGUUGUAAUAGCCCGUACAUUGUUGGCUUUUAUGGAGCUUUUACCGAUAAUAAUGAUAUUUCUAUUUGCAUGGAAUAUAUGGAUGGUUUAUCGCUCGAUGUUGUUCUGAAGAAGGUUGGACGUAUAAGUGAACCACGUGUUGGUCGCAUUUCAGUUGCGGUAAUAAGGGGAUUAUCAUAUUUAAAGGAAGAGCAUAAAAUCCUGCAUCGAGAUAUAAAACCGUCAAAUAUUUUGGUCAAUACACGAGGAGAAAUUAAGCUUUGUGAUUUUGGCGUUUCUGGAAUGUUGAUAGACAGCAUGGCCAACAGUUUUGUUGGCACUAGGUCGUAUAUGGCGAAAACUGAGACUAACAUUUAUUUGUUCCAGCCAGAACGCUUAACUGGAAGCCAUUACAACGUACAGUCCGAUGUUUGGAGUUUUGGUUUAUCAUUGGUGGAACUCUCAGUCGGUCGGUAUCCUCUGCCUGCUUUGACAGCUCUUGAUUAUCAAACAAUAUUUGGUAUUGAACCUGACGAUGUUGUUCUGGGGAACGGUCAAGUCCCACCACCUUCAGCACCCGCGACUAGUCCGAAGAGCAUGGCAAUUUUUGAAUUAUUAAAUUAUAUUGUGAAUGAGCCUGCACCAUCAUUACCACGUAACGUCUUCUCGGACAUUUUUAUUGAUUUUGUGGAAAAAUGCGUCAAGAAAAAUCCAAUUGAAAGGGCAAACUUGAAAACCCUCAGUAAUCACGAGUUCUAUAAAUUGUAUGCUGAUGUUGACGAUAAUGGUGAUUUCGCUAAUUUUGUGAAGUCCACUAUUGGGAUGGAUUCGGCAAAAAGUUCUCCCAGUAGCUGA